Sphaeramia orbicularis (orbiculate cardinalfish) is the source of this 961-nucleotide messenger RNA. RefSeq names its product tumor susceptibility gene 101 protein. The transcript is spliced from 6 exons. The record is from RefSeq and is a predicted model, not a curated record. Gene Ontology annotation, cellular component: ESCRT I complex. Gene Ontology annotation, molecular function: ubiquitin binding. Lineage: Eukaryota; Metazoa; Chordata; Actinopteri; Kurtiformes; Apogonidae. The coding region runs from base 104 to 685 and encodes 193 amino acids. Gene Ontology annotation, biological process: protein modification process; endosome to lysosome transport; protein transport.
UAUCUAGUGAACCAGGAAGGAAGAAAAGCAGAAAGCUGGUGACCAUUUGUGAACAAUAUACAAAGCAAAAGAGAGUCUUUGUUUUUUUUGAUGAACCCUAAUCAUGUCGUCCUUUGAGAACUCGAUAAAGAAAAUGCUACCUAAGACAUAUCUUUGCAAAACUGUGGCCCAUGAAAUAAGUACUGCUUUGACUGUCUUCAAACACCUUGUGCCUAUAAUGGACCAAUACGUUUAUAAUGACGGAACCACAAAGAAACUGAUGUGUCUAACGGGAACUAUUUCUGCGGUGUAUAAAGACAAUACCUACAACAUUCCUGUGUGUCUGUGGCUUGAGGAAAGCUACCCUCAAACUGCCCCCAUCACCUACAUCAGACCCACACAAGAAAUGGUUAUCCUCAGAGGAAACUAUGUCAACAGUAAUGGUGAAGUGCAGCUGCCUUAUUUACAGGAGUGGAAACAGGGGGAGUGUGAUCUAGUGAGUCUGCUGCAGGUGAUGGCUGCUAUGUUUGGAGACUGUCCUCCUGUGUGUAUGAAACCUCAUCCAGAACCAGAACCAGAACAAGCUUCCUGUUGGCUACAGUUCCACAAGCAAGACGUUAUUUCAACACCAGAUGGGAAUUCGUAUGUAUCUUUACUUCGAGAUGAUGGCCAGCCUUUCCAGCAGGAAAAUGAAACCAACUGUUAAUCAUAUGUGAAAUAUGACAAUAAUCUGUAUAAAGACUUUUUGUUUGUGUAUUCUCUGUGUUGCAUUUCCUGUAAAUUGUCAGGUGGUAUCCAUUGAUUUAAUUUUUUACUGUUCAUCAUAAAAAUGACAUUAGAAGAAAUGUUCUUUGAGUUAACAUCAUUCUUAAAAACAUGUAUACAACUAGUAAUUACAGAUAUACUGUGUUUAAUGUAACUGACUUGCAUAUUCUUUCAAUGUUUUGAACUGUUUUUCAAACAAGAGCAAAAGUGAUAUUUC